Messenger RNA from Mus pahari (shrew mouse), 1126 nucleotides. It is a transcript of the gene Mro, whose product is annotated as maestro. Lineage: Eukaryota; Metazoa; Chordata; Mammalia; Rodentia; Muridae. Gene Ontology annotation, cellular component: cytoplasm. The record is from RefSeq and is a predicted model, not a curated record. The coding region runs from base 319 to 729 and encodes 136 amino acids. The transcript has 5 exons.
CAGUGUGGUGCGCAAAGGCGCAGCAUCUUGGGUGGGCGAACGACAACCUUGUGGGUGUCAUUGGAGGGCAGUUCCCUCCCCCACCUCACCAUUCGCGGAUCCUCUUUCUCCUUUUGUCCCACUUUUCUGUUCUCUGCUGGCUCCAAAUUCCGAGAGGACCUUCUGGUUUCUCUUUUUGUAUGUAAGGAAACCAGGACCGAGAAAAUCUCGCUGACUCACCACAUUUGGAGGACAAUCCCGAACAGCUGGAACAGCGUGUCUCCGGAGGGACCCAGGACAGCGGUUCCUCACGUGACAGUCACUCCAGGAGCCAGUUUCAUGGAUCAAAUGAGAAUCCCGAGCCUGCCCCUCCCCACGCCUACUUCCCAGUCCAAGAAGAGAAGGACACCACUGCUAUCCUUCUUUUCCAAGGAGGACGACAGCGUGCGGUACUCGGCCUUUGUCCUCUUUGGGCAGUUGGCCUCGUUUGCUGGGUGGAGGUGGAGGAAAUUUUUCACUCAGCAAGUUAACCAGACCCAAGAUUCCCUCUUAAGCCAUUUGCAGGAUGAAAGUCCUAAGGUUGCCAAGGCUUGCAAAAUGACUGUUCGAGCCUGUGUCCCGUAUAUGAAACCCAGAAAGGAGCCGAGUUUCCAAAGUGAAGAAGAUCGGAAGAACCACAGGCUUUCCCGGCAGCUGAGUCACUGCCAUCCAGAGAUCCUGCUGUUCUUCUAUGCGAAUAAAAUCCUGUAAAGUCUGGAGCAGCAGAGAAAGUGGCCCGUGUGAGUGCCCUGCCCGGGAAUGGAGCUUCCUCUGUUCUGUCUCACAGGAUACCUCUUUGACUCUACAUCAAGUGAUUGUUACAGAAAAGAGGAUGUCACAGAGCAACUGAGGGCAGGAAAGUCACCCUGGAAGUGUAUCUCUGACCCCAAAGUAAAAUUCUAUGCAAUCGCCUGCACACAUGUAUGCACAUGAUUGUGGAGGUCACAUACUGUUCCUCAGUCACCAUGCACCUUUCCAUUGAAACAGGAUCUUUAACUGGCCUGGAGCUGAUUAGACGAGGCUUGGUGGCUGGUGAGCCAUCACUGGGAUUAUAACUGUACUCCAGUGAACCAGCUUUUUUUUUUUUUUUUUUUUUUUUUUUUAAAUG